This is a messenger RNA of Oryza sativa Japonica Group (Japanese rice), 1431 nucleotides long. RefSeq lists its product as uncharacterized. The record is from RefSeq and is a predicted model, not a curated record. NCBI's taxonomy places the organism in Eukaryota, Viridiplantae, Streptophyta, Magnoliopsida, Poales, Poaceae.
GAAUAUGAGUCAGUUGCAUCCAUAAAGACAAGCAAAUCAAGCCUCUUUCUAACUUCCCCGGCUAGCUUGCAGCUCUUCUUCCCCCCUUCUGCUCCGGCCCUCUCAUAGCUAGAUCCUCACAUGUACUGCUGUCUUCCUCAAUCCUGGGUUCAGAUGUUUCACCUCUUCUCUAUCUAGCCCUCUUUCCAUCAUCUUUGGCACCUGCAAGAGCUAGAGCUGUAAAAGUUAGUUAGUGUCAUUUGAUGGAUCCAGCAAGGUACUGGAUCUUGGCCAGGAGGAAGCUGGGAGAUCAGAAGGCGCCUCUCUUCCCCACCCCUCACAUCACCAUCGGCGCCGGCGGCAGCUCCACCUCCUACUACGAGUCAUGGGAGGAACGUGCCUUCGCGGAAGACUCCGCAGGGCAUCUCGGGGGCUGCAUCUGGCCGCCGAGGUCCUACUCCUGCAGCUUCUGCGGCCGUGAGUUCCGGUCGGCGCAGGCGCUGGGCGGGCACAUGAACGUCCACCGGAGGGACCGGGCAAGGCUCAAGCUCUCUGGGGUUGUGGAGGACGGCACCGGCGGCGAAAGCCACGGCAUGCCGCCAAACCAAAACUACAUGAUACAACCAUGCCCUCCCCAAAUUGGCACCCUGCAGCACGCCUACAGCCCAAACCCUAGAAGUGGCAGUAUUCUCGCUGCUGACACUAACCCUAAUUCCAUAUGUGAUGUUGUCGCGUACCCUGCUAGAUCCUUGCUUCAAGUUGCAGCUGCUAGAACUGCCUUGGGCAAACAAGUCCUGAACGCCCCUCUUGUCUCAUCGAAGUCGCCGUCGGCUGGUAGAGAACAUGGUAAGAGGGAGACGUUGUUUCUUGGUGCUGUUCGAUUGGCACAGGAUCAUGACACGGUGAGUUCUAAUCUUGACCUGCGUGUUGGGAAAAAUGAAUUGAAGAUAACUACUGUUUUGGGGUGCCGAUCAAGAAGGGACUUUAUGUACGAUAACGACCGCGCGGAUGAUGAAAAGACUGUUGAAGCAAGUCACAAGAAAAGAAGAAUCGAUUUGGAGGUAAACCCCCUGAUUCUAACUUCUUCAACCAGUAAUCAUCAACAGCAAGAUGGUGGUGAUGACCAACAUCAUGAAAAGAUACUAAAACUUUAUCGUAGCUCCUCGGUUGAAGAACUAGAUCUUGAGCUUAGACUCGGGGAAGCCCCAAAAGAACAGUAGAUUUCAUAUCCACUGUUGUAUCUCAACUUGAUUACAAAUGUUUAAUUUGUAUUUAUUCACCACUCGUGUUUCAUUGAAAUGUUGGUUUGCACUAUCUGAAUUUAUCCUUGUUUUAUCCUAUAUGUUAAUUCUGCUUAUUUCCUUGGAAUGAUUUGAAGAAAUCAUUUUUCUCUUGAAAGGGAACUGUAAUGAAAAAAAGAACUAAAGUGACUUGUUAUAUGCUGUGUAAGAA